AGGCCAAUGAAGAUAUCCGGAUCUCCUAUAUGCAUUUGAUUCCAAAUGACAACGAACUAUACUGUCCCGUUCAAAAAGUCGGAACAACGUUCUGGCGCAGGUUUUUUUUCCAGACUUUGAAUACGAACAAGUUUCGGCAUCCAUACCAGGUCCCAAUUUGGUUGGCGUUAACUGAAAAAUAUCCGUACCCAAGAAAGGGCGCGACCAGGCAAAACACCAGCGAGUAUUUUAAGUUCAUGUUCGUCAGGGACCCUUACCAAAGAAUCGUUUCCGCUUAUGUGGACAAAGUGUUCGUGCCUAACCCUAUGUUCUGGGAACGGUUUGGCAAGCCGUCGAUCCAUCUCUUUCGUGAAAACGACACUCGUCGUUGUUUUCAUGAUGCGUCGUUUUUGGAAUUUGUCAGAUUUGUCACGUGGGCGGAGGAAAACAAACAAAUGCUAGACGAGCAUUUUAUGACGAAGCAGGAUAUUCUUAAAUGUAUGACAUGGCACGAUGCCUUGCAGAAGAUACGGCGGAAACUUCAAAUACGUGGACUCAUCGACGUAAAUUAUCCGUUACCGCUAGAUGCGACGGCGUCUGAAAAAGUUGAUGUGAAAAGGUUUACACAAUUGGCAACUGAGGCACAUAGAAAGUCUGAUAAAAAGGUUUUCAAUUCCCAGAAAAGGGCAUUGUAUAUAGAGCUAUACAGAACGGUCCCUAAAGAAGAUUUAAAGAAAUUAAGUGCUGGCUUUGAAAGGGAUUUUUACAUAUUUGAUUACAAUUCAAUGCCUCAUGAACUAUUUAAUCGUUCCUAG
Messenger RNA from Dreissena polymorpha, 794 nucleotides. Its product is annotated as carbohydrate sulfotransferase 11-like. The transcript has 2 exons. NCBI's taxonomy places the organism in Eukaryota, Metazoa, Mollusca, Bivalvia, Myida, Dreissenidae. Gene Ontology annotation, molecular function: sulfotransferase activity. The coding region runs from base 30 to 794 and encodes 254 amino acids. Gene Ontology annotation, cellular component: membrane. Gene Ontology annotation, biological process: carbohydrate biosynthetic process. The record is from RefSeq and is a predicted model, not a curated record.